AUGAAGUAUAAUCCAUCGUCUACUUGUUCGAAAGAUAAUAGAGAAAUGAUGGAUAAAAGUUGGAUUUUCCAAAAGAAUAGAUUAUCAGUGGAGUAUUUUGAUGGACUUAAGAGUUUUAUUAAGUUAUCAACUUUGCAUUUAAAUGGUGAAAAUAAGAUUCAAUGUCCAUGUGUUUCAUGUAUGAACUUAUAUUAUCAUGACUUAGAGACAAUUGAGCAUCAUGUAUUCGUAAAAGGAUUUUAUACCAAAUAUCUUAUGUGGGAGUUUCACGGGGAAGAUAUCACAGAAGUAAACGAAGAUCAAGAAGAAGUAGAAUCAAACAAUGAAGAAGACAUACCAUAUGACAGCGAUGAUGAUGAAGACAAUGACGAUAUGAGACCAACAUUAGAAGAUUUAGCUAGUCAAUAUCAUAGGAAGAGUGAUUUUGUGAACCUUGGAGAUUCAAAUGAGCACAAUGAUGAAAGGAAUACAUUGCCUGACUUAUUUGCAGAAGCAGAAAAGGAGUUAUACUUUGGAUGUACAACGUUCUCAAUCUUAACAUUUAUUUUUAAUCUAAUGCACAUUGAAGUGAUGUGUGGUUGGAGUAACAAAUCAUUUGAUUUGUUGCUCGACUUACUUUCGAAAGCAUUUCCCAAAGACAAUAGAAUUCCACGAUCUUAUUAUGACGCUAAGAAAAUGUUGCGUGAUCUUGGUUUAGGGUACGAAACUAUUCAUGUAUGUGAGUAUGAUUGUGCUUUAUUUUGGAAAGAGAAUAAAAAUGCUGAAAAAUGUCCUAUAUGUGGUCAUGAACGAUACAAACUCCAAGGAACUAAAGGCAAGAAGAUCCCACACAAAAAGAUGCAAUAUUUUCCUAUAACUCCACGACUACAGAGACUUUUUAUGUCACGCCAUACAUCAUCUGAUAUGAGGUGGCAUAAGGAAGAACGUGUUGAUACAUAA
Messenger RNA from Humulus lupulus (European hop), 939 nucleotides. RefSeq lists its product as uncharacterized. The record is from RefSeq and is a predicted model, not a curated record. Lineage: Eukaryota; Viridiplantae; Streptophyta; Magnoliopsida; Rosales; Cannabaceae. Bases 1 to 939 code for a protein of 312 amino acids. The transcript has a single exon.